Messenger RNA from Megalobrama amblycephala (Wuchang bream), 2942 nucleotides. It is a transcript of the gene six4a, whose product is annotated as SIX homeobox 4a. Bases 149 to 2071 code for a protein of 640 amino acids. The transcript is spliced from 3 exons. Gene Ontology annotation, biological process: regulation of transcription by RNA polymerase II. The record is from RefSeq and is a predicted model, not a curated record. Lineage: Eukaryota; Metazoa; Chordata; Actinopteri; Cypriniformes; Xenocyprididae. Gene Ontology annotation, cellular component: nucleus; transcription regulator complex. Gene Ontology annotation, molecular function: DNA-binding transcription factor activity, RNA polymerase II-specific; RNA polymerase II cis-regulatory region sequence-specific DNA binding.
GAAGUCACGCUGCCGGAGCGAAAGGGGAAAGCUAUCCACUUACAAAGAACCCGAUAUCACUCGCAUGGCGCACGGGUAACCUGAUCGGCUUGGGCAGAAACGAGGCGGGGUGACGGACUAAAGGAAUCUGAGGAGAAGAAUAAAAACAAUGUCUGUUUCCUCUAGUGAAGUGACAGUGGCAGGCGACAUCAAAAAGGAAAAUGUGAAGUACACGGAGAUUCUCGAGAGCUCCACGGACAGUCGGGGGCACGUCAAACUCCUGACUCUGGAGACUCCGGUGGCCGCCGGGAUGCUCGUCGGGCAGCAGCAGCAGCAGCAGACCUCUCCACCGGAGCGCAAGAUGCCCACUAUGGACUCUUUGUCUGCGCACACUUCACCCGCAGCAACCGCGAGCUCUUUGGCUUUCUCACCGGAGCAGGUUGCGUGUGUUUGCGAAGCGCUUCAGCAGGGGGGCAACGUGGAUCGACUCGCCCGGUUUCUGUGGUCUCUCCCGCAGAGCGACUUAUUGCGCGGUAACGAGAGUAUCCUCCGCGCUCAGGCGCUGGUGGCCUUCCACCAGGCGCGCUACCAGGAGCUUUACAGCAUCUUGGAGAGCCACAGCUUCAGCCCCUCGUGCCACUCUGCACUGCAAGACUUAUGGUACAAAGCCCGGUACACGGAGGCGGAGAAGGCCCGUGGUAGACCGCUAGGCGCAGUGGAUAAAUAUCGCCUGCGACGCAAGUUUCCCCUGCCCCGGACCAUCUGGGAUGGAGAGGAGACGGUGUACUGCUUCAAAGAGCGCUCCAGGAACGCGCUGAAGGACCUCUAUAAGCAGAACCGGUACCCGUCCCCGGCCGAGAAGAGGAAUCUGGCCAAGAUCACAGGACUGUCCCUGACACAAGUCAGCAACUGGUUCAAAAACAGGAGGCAGAGAGACAGAAACCCGUCAGAGGCGCAAUCCAAAAGCGAGUCAGAUGGAAAUCACAGUACGGAGGAUGAGAGCAGUAAAGGUCAGGAGUCUCUGUCCCCGUGUCCGAUGUCGACCUGUGCUGAUGGGACGGUGGGUAAUGCAGUCGUGCCUCUCUGCUCUGGAGCUCUUGAGGCCGGGGUUAUCGUCCAGCAGGUUGGAGACAGCAGGAAUUCUGUCUCGUCAUCGUCUGUAAUCUUUAACGGAGUCUCAGUCAACACGCCCGCCUCCGUUUUCCACAACGGCACCCCUUCGUUCCUCUCCACCACAGGACAUGUUCUCUUCAGUGGCAUGAACUUGGGACUCCAGUCGCUGGCUUGCAGAUCAGUGGCAGAGUUGGAGAUGGAUGGUGAAGGACAGGAUAAAAGGGUAACGGCAGACCCUGCACUGGUGUACCCCUCAUUUCACUGCAGUGUGAAUGGGACAGAUGUAGAGGUGAAAGCAGAGGAUGUUAGGCAGGAUGUGUCAGUUCAGGACCAGAACACGUCCAUUAGCUCGCCGUUCACUGUCACCUCGACCGAUGGCUUGCAGCUUGAAGGUUACAGCUUGGUUCCUGAAGCCAAUGGGACCUCACUGCUGAGCAACAAGAUGGUACUUCCUCCCUUGCAACUCCCAUCAUCCUCUUCACCCUCAUCAGUUACACAAGGUGUUGUUGAUGGCAGUUCUCCUGCUCCCGCCUCUCUGUGUCACCUCCGGGUGGAGGAGCAGGACAGGCUGCAGCUGACCUCUCUUGAGCCCAGCGCCGCUCUCUACGGCCUGGCUAGCGUACACACACUGUCUGCUGUAAAGAAGGAACCUUUGGAGACUCCUGGUAGAUACCUUUACCACCUGGGUUACUCCCAUGAUCCCACCCACAGCUCCCCCACCUCACUUAACACCACCAUGACAACGACCCAGCAAGACUACACUACUCUCACAGUGAGCGUACCCUUACUCGCCCAAACGGACCUUACCGGCGAGUUCAGAGGUCAUGAUGCCCAGAUGACCUCGAGCCUAAAUGGAGACUUCCUAUGUGCAGUUUCAGAGGGAGGGAAGGGAGAGAUGAGAGAAGUGGAGGAAGAAGAGGAAAAACAUCUGACAAAACUAAAAACAGUCCAUAUAGAGGAAGAGAUGACUGACCUUUGAACUUAAUAGGAGAAGGAGGUAAAAUACUUUUUACUGAAAUCACAAUAUUAUUUUGGAUUAUUGAUUGAGUUGUUUUUUUUAUGUUUUCAGCCUCUAAAUGUUUUAUUGUUUUUUAAUGUAAGUAUUAAAUUAUUUUGGUGAAUCUGACUCCAGUUUGGUUUGGAGAACCUAUGCAAAGUUUAUUUGAAGAAUACAGUUUUUGAAAGUGUUUGUUUUUGUCUUUCCACACACAGAUAAUUUUUUCAACUAUACUCUAUCAAUAGUUAUGUAUAACAGGGGUUUUCAAACAAGAGACUUCUAGGGUGUCCAUGGAAAAGUUUACAGAAAAAAUCUAGUGUAAAUAAAUAAUAAAUACAUAAAUAAAUAGAAGUUCACAGAAAAUAAUAAAUAAAAAUAAAUACAUAAAAGUUCACAGAAAAUAAUAAAUAAAUAAAUAAAAAUAAAUACAUAAAUAAAUAAAAGUUCACAGAAAAUAAUAAAUAAAUAAAUAAAUACAUAAAUAAAUAAAUAGAAUUCCUGUUUUUGUUAUGCUUUCAUUUGAUUUCAUUCUUCUUUCUAAAGACUGGCUGAAAAUCCAAAGAUUAAUCAUAAUUAUUUUAUUAUUUAUGUUUCUCUACAUAACAAAACUGAUGUGUUGAAUAUAAUAGAAACAUAAUAACAUAAUAGAAACUAAAUAUUUUUUCAGAUAAUUUAUAGUAUGUGUACAACAUUAUCUAAUACUAAAAUAUUAUAGUAGAAAUUGGGACUUUAUACCUAAACAUAUAUAGCUUUUUAUAUUUUAGGAAUUUUUAUUGAGGCCCUUUCUAAGGGAAAUAUUAUUUGAAAUGAUCCAUGGUAUCAAAACUUUUGAAAACCCCUGGUAUAUGAAAUA